AUGGAGAGGCAAAGAACUAUGGCUGCUCUAUUUGUGUCCGGCGGAAUUUACCUCGGGACACCGAACACUUUUGGCUUGCCUCUUCCUCCAUUUCAACCACAACUUAAGAAUAUGCUCUUCAACUCGGCUCUGACGACAGUUGACUACGAGGCAACAAAAAAGUGUCGGAGUGAGCAAAAAUUAGCAGCUAGUCCUUGGCCUAGUAUGAGUAUGCUAGUAAUAUGCUAUGUAACAUGGAUCUCGCUGAUGAGCACUUAG
Molecule: messenger RNA, 258 nt
Organism: Protopolystoma xenopodis
Lineage: Eukaryota; Metazoa; Platyhelminthes; Monogenea; Polystomatidea; Polystomatidae
Source: the annotation of a GenBank genome assembly